CGGCUGUCAGGUGACGUCAUGUCCCUGCGACUGUUUAUAUGCGACAUACCAUGAUGGCUCUGUUUCCAGCGUUUGCAGAAACAACGAGUAAUGAAGUUGAAGAUGCGUCCAAAGAGUUAGACUGGCUGAACAACAAGAGCUUUCGGGCCGGGAAUGCCCUCUCUCUUCACAGUCGGUUCUUAGAGGAGAAGGAAUCAAGAGAGGGGAGCUCUGCAGAGGAGGAGAAGAUACAAGUGGAAGAGGACAAUGUGCCACCCCAAAAGAAGAAAAAGAAGAGUGAGAAGAAGAGGAAAAAGAAGAAAAAGCACAAAAAGAAGAGUGGGAGGUGUUCAGAUAGCAGUGGGUCUGACUCUGAAACUAUAUACCCCAGUGAUCUCAAAAGGGAAGAAGAGGCAGAUAGAUCACAGGUUGCUCCAUUAGCAAGUCGUUUCUCCUGGUUGGAUGAUGUCCAGUUGACCACAGAGCAUCCAUUCUGUGUGGACCGUAAACCAGACUCAGCCAACUGGACAUACAAGUCCCUGUACAGAGGAGAUGUAGCAAGGUAUAAAAGGAAAGGCUGCUCGUUGGUUGGACUCGACCCUCGCAGACAGGGAGUCAGCUGGGACGAGUCAGAGUCAAAUAAGAAACAGAAAGGUGGGGGCAAGAAUAAAGCAGCAGACAGAUACUUCUCUACAGUCAGUCGCCAGCUGCUGAGGUCCAAGUCCGCCGUUCCUACGUUACCGAUUCCUGAGUGUAGUGAUGUCAUCAGCUCCAUCUCCUUCCUCCCUCUGGGUGAUGAUGAGGGGGACAACAAAGGAGGAGAGACAGGUGACCGUGUGCAGACAUCAUCAGUAAAUCCCCUCGGUGUGUAUGACUCCUCCACGGCCCUCUGGCUGCAGGGGAAGGGACAGCGGGACCAGACAGAGCAGCAGAAACGGGACGUACAGACAGGGCAAAGCACUGUGCUUAUGUCCAGGAGGACUGAAGAGUUUAACAGGCGGCUCAGAGAACAGCCAGCAGACACACAGCUAUGGAUAAAAUUCAUACAAUACCAGGAUGAGCUGAGUUCAACGGAGUUUGGAGGCGAGGAGGAGCAGCAGGGCAGCGAUUCAACUGAGUGCCGUAAGUCUUCCUACCGAGCAGUCCUGGAGAAAAAGCUGAGCAUCGCAGAGCGCGCUGUGGACACCAACCCCGGCUGCAUAGCUCUGCAGCUGGAGAGGCUCAGGAUCUGCCAGGAGCUCUGGGAGCCUUCAGUUCUGGCUAAAGAAUGGAAGAAACUGGUGUUCCUCCACCCAAACAGUGCCCCCUUGUGGAGGGAGUACCUGCUCUUCACCCAGAGCUACUUCAGCAACUUCACUGUGUCAAAGGUCAACUCUGCCUACGGGAAGUGUCUAAGCACACUCAGCUCUGUGCGGGACGGCAGCAUGGUCUCUCAUCCAGCCCUGCCAGGGAUUGAGGAGGAUAUGUUGGACAUCUUCAGCCAACAGUGUCAUUUCCUGCGUCAGUCUGGACACUCCGAGAAGGCGAUAUCUCUGUUUCAGGCCAUGAUCGACUUCACUUUCUACAAACCUGACAGCGUUCGAAAACUGUCCACCAAGCAGCAGAUGGAGUUCUUUGAGCCAUUCUGGGACAGCGGGGAGGCAAGGGUUGGGGAGUUCGGGGCCAGAGGCUGGAAAACCUGGAUGCUCCAGCAAGAGCGUGGGGGAUGGCUACAGCCCAAUGCAGACGACGAAGAAGAGGAGGAAGAGGAUGAGGAGGAGGUGAAGGAUCGGGGCUUGCCCAGAGGAACAGUCUGGCUGGAUGUGGAGUCGUCUCGUGAAGCAGCUCACUGGUUGCCAUGGAGGCCUGACAAAGCUAAGGGCCAAUCAGAAGAGGACUGUGAGGACCCAGACAGACAGGUGUUAUUUGAUGACAUUGGUCCAUCCCUAAUUUGUCUGUCUUCACCAGAGCUCCAGCUUCGUCUUCUUCUCCAUUUCUUGUCAUUCCUGGGGCUGCCUGUGGACUCUGUACUCUCUCCUGCCCCCUGUCGCCCCAGCCUGCUGCUGGAGAACCUUUCUUUGCUCACUCAAGGUAAUGAGCUCCAGCGUCCUCUGACCUCCCACAGCCUACCUGACCCCGGGGUUAACUCUGUAGGUCACAUGACCACUCUUCAGGGAACCAGGAAAUGGGUGGGGCUCGGAAAGCAAGGCGAGAGGUUUGUCACCAGCGUGUUCAAUAUGGUCCAACCCGUCCUUCCUCCCCACCACCGAGCCAUUCUGUCACUCAGCUGGAUCCAGUACGAGAAACUCAAGGUUUUGCGCUGCUUGCGCAGUGGCAACAAAAAGCGCCUUCGUUCUCAAGGCAAGAGCAGCAAGCGGGUUGCCAAGCGAUUGCUCAAAGAAACUGACAACCGCUCAUCAUUGGUGCUGUGGCGGGAGUAUGCCCACCUGGAGUGGAUGCUGGGCAACCUGGAUGAAGCUCGCAAAGUCUUCUCCACGGCCACAGCGAUAGGCGGAACCAAAGGGUUGAAUAGCCCCACCCUAUGUGAGCUGUGUCAGCUGUGGUCUCAGCUGGAGGUGGAAGAGGGUGCAGGGGUGCAAGGAGGGGGACUAACCGACGUAACCGCCUCCCCAGCUGUGUUGGUACUAACCAGGCUGGCUGAAGGAACCUCCUCAUCUUCUUCUUCAUCCUCCCAGUCUCUCUCUCCAGUAUCUAUACUGAAAGCCAGGAGGUCUUAUGAACAGGUUCUGACAGCAGGCUUGUCAGCACUAGACCAAGUCCCCAACAACCCUCAGACCAACAGAAAAGGUCAAGAGGACCUGCUAGGAGAGAAGCUGAGGCUGGGUGGUCUGGUAGGCUGCUACGCUCUGUUCCAGUACCUCACAGUGGGCAUCCAAGCAGCCAAUGCUGUCUACAGCCAAGCCAGAGAAAGGAUGGAGGAGCUGCAUGGCACACUAACGCUUGACAAACAGUUUAACAGUAAUGAGGAACCUAACCUUGGUAGCAGUGAUGCUAGAAACUCUGCAGUUGAUUCCAGCCAUACCGGCAGGCUCUAUGUUGAUAAGCUAGCUUCUGAGUGUCAGGUGUUAGCAGUACAGCAGGCAGCCUUGCUGAGGUACCACAACAGCAUCAGUGUGUUUCCGCUUGCAACACUGAGACAAAUGCUGACAUCUGGCCUUUCAAGCUGGCCCAGCAGUGCCCCUCUCUGGAGCAUCUAUGUACAGGUGGAGAACCGUUACCAUAGUGCUGGCCGGGCGCGUCGCUUUUUUCACUCUGUAACCAGGGACAACAGCAGUGUGGUGCCACGCCUCUUUGCCAUUCUUGCUGAACAACAAAGGAAGCAGCUGGUGGACGCUGCUCAGAGGUCUUGUUGCCAUGACGCUACCUUGCCAUUGCUGCCAGAGAAUGGCCUCAGCAACCGCAUCCGUGGACUGUUUGAAAGCGCCAUAGAUACAGAGAUGGGCGCUCGCUGUCCUUUAGUUUGGAGGAUGUACAUGCACUUCCUGGUGUCAGAAGGGAAGGUGGAUAAAGCCAAAGGGAUUUUCUACAAAGCCUUACAGAAUAUUCCCUGGGCAAAGGGUUUGUACAUGGAUGCAGUACAGCUGUUCCCUGAUCAUCUUCAAGAGUGUGUAGAUCUGAUGACAGAGAAAGAACUCCGGGUCAGACUGCCUUUAGAAGAACUGGAUAUACUACUGGAAGACUGAACGCACACACGCACACACACUUAAUUCAAGAGCUUUGAGUUUGCUUUAUUAGCAACAUACUGGCAAACUUAAUGGCAACAAUAGUAGACACACGUACAAACUCAGAUGCUUAUACACACAAAGCAGCUGUAUUGAACAGUGGUGUUGCGGUAAUCUAAUCUAAAGAUGGACAAGGAGCCAUCCUAUGUACAUAAUGUCUGAAAAUGCUUUAUUUUCACAGCAAAUAGAACUGUGUUUUAGUACCUGUUAU
Messenger RNA from Xiphias gladius (swordfish), 3912 nucleotides. RefSeq names its product NRDE-2, necessary for RNA interference, domain containing (gene nrde2). The transcript is spliced from 19 exons. Bases 39 to 3662 code for a protein of 1207 amino acids. Lineage: Eukaryota; Metazoa; Chordata; Actinopteri; Istiophoriformes; Xiphiidae. Gene Ontology annotation, molecular function: protein binding. The record is from RefSeq and is a predicted model, not a curated record. Gene Ontology annotation, biological process: negative regulation of RNA catabolic process; regulatory ncRNA-mediated post-transcriptional gene silencing. Gene Ontology annotation, cellular component: catalytic step 2 spliceosome.